This is a messenger RNA of Rubroshorea leprosula, 1778 nucleotides long. The record is from the annotation of a GenBank genome assembly. Lineage: Eukaryota; Viridiplantae; Streptophyta; Magnoliopsida; Malvales; Dipterocarpaceae.
CUCAGUUCUACGGAAUCAUUCUUAACUACUUCUUGUGACGUCCCAACCUACGGAGCUUUUCUUGUGCUGCUCUCCUUUUAAAUAUGGGGUUUUCACAUCUUCUAACAUCGAACCCAGAGGACCUCUUUCAUGUAUCUCGUCGAUAAUUUUCUGGGGUUUUGAGAUUUGUUCAAAAAUGAGAAUAUGGAUGUGGGUUUUUGUUGUUUUUGUUCUUGGGUAUGCUUGGAGUGCAGCUUCUAAGCAGAGUGUUCGUACAAAGAGGAUUUCUGGAAGUGCUGGUGAUCUCUUGGAAGAUGAUCCUGUGGGAAGGUUGAAGGUUUAUGUAUAUGGGCUUCCAAGCAAGUACAGCAAAAAAAUCCUUCAGAAGGACCCCAGAUGCCUCACACAUAUGUUUGCUGCAGAGAUCUCCAUGCACAGAUUCCUCUUAUCAAGCCCUGUUUGAACACUCAAUCCAAAGGAAGCUGAUUGGUUUUAUACACCUAUAUAUGCAACCUGUGACCGUACCCCCAGUGGCUUGCCCUUGCCUUUCAAAUCUCCAAGGAUGAUGAGAAGUGCAAUACAGCUUAUUUCCACAAAUUGGCCUUACUGGAAUAGAACAGAAGGGGCUGAUCAUUUCUUUGUUGUGCCGCAUGAUUUUGGAGCAUGCUUUCAUUAUCAGGAAGAGAAAGCUAUUGAGCAUGGGAUCCUUCCAUUGCUCCAACGUGCUACCUUGGUACAGACUCUUGGGCAACAGAACCAUGUGUGCUUGAAUGGGGGUUCAAUCACAAUCCCUUCCUAUGCUCCUCCUCAGAAGAUGCAGGCCCACCAGAUUCCACUAGACACUUCAUGGUCUAUCUCUGUCUACUUUCGUGGGUUGUUCUACAAUGUGAAUAAUGAUCCAGAAGGUGGUUAUUAUGCAAGGGGUGCAAGGGCAGGUGUUUGGGAGAAUUUCAAGAACAAUCCUCUCUUUGACAUCUCCACUAACCAUCCAACUACAUAUUAUGAAGACAUGCAACGAGCUGUAUUCUGUUUGUGACCCCUGGGUUGGGCACCAUGGAGUCCUAGGCUAGUUGAAGCAGUAGUAUUUGGUUGCAUCCCUGUCAUCGUAGCGGAUGAUAUAGUUUUACCCUUUGCUGAUGCCAUCCCAUGGGAGGAAAUUGGGGUUUUUGUAGCAGAAGAAGAUGUCCCUAAACUUCACACAAUUUUAACCUCUAUGCCAACAGAGGUGAUUUUAAGGAAACAAAGGCUUCUAGCAAACCUUUCAAUGAAACACACCAUGUUAUUCCCACAACCAACUCAACCAGGGGAUGCUUUCCAUCAGAUACUGAAUGAUUUAGCUCAUAAGUUGUCGCAUGACAAGAGUAUUUACUUGAAGCCUGGUGAAAGGGUAUUAAAUUGGACAGCAGGACCAGUUAGGGACUUGAAACCUUGGUAAUGGAUUUUUUAUCUAACCGUUCACUGCUUAAGCCGGUUCAUAUCAACCUCAAUUGGAUUUUUCCCAUUAAAAAGUUUUGUUCCAUUGAAUUUUGUAAUGAUGCUAAUGAUAUUUGAAUCUAGGGAUGUGAUAAAACUUUGUACUUACGUAACUAUGGCUCCAAACAGAAAUGUAUGUUUGUUCAAAGUUAUUACACAAUAUCAUGUAAAUUUGGUUUCCAGUUGCUAUCCUUGAUUUCCAGAAUGGAAGUCUCUGCAUUGAUUAAAAUGGAUGAGGAAACUUGCAUUGAUGAAUUUACCUCUUCAGCAUUAUAGUAGUCACAAAAACAGUGAUAACUGGCUUUUCCGCGAUGAGAAGGAAAGGU